AUGGGCUAUGGCGUGGGUCUAGCAGUCUUGGGCUGGCGGCUGUCAUCGCGGUUGUCUUCUGGCAGCAUCACGCAGGCGGAAACUUUGAUUCUGAUGGCCAGGGGGCCAGAUACGAGGGAUUUAUUCUUGUUCUGCGGUGUGGGGAUUCACAAAGGCAGCCCUUCCGAGCCGCCCCUCAUCAGCGUGCUCUGCUUGAACGACAAAGAGCCCGUUUUCCAACAGGCAGCGCAAGAUGCCCGCGCGUUGUUUCCCAUCUCCAAGUACGACGACAUCUGCAAGGAAUUUGACGCCUCGUACGAAGGUUAUCCUGUGCGUGCCAGCCCAGCGGUGCAGGAAAUCGCAAAGCAGAUGAAACGCCUGGACGAGCUUGACGGCGAAUCGUGGAAUUUUUACCACUUCGUGGUUUGCACAAUUGACGGCAGCCGGGCCGUUGGCGUGGGCAGCAACAAAACCAAGCGGGAGAGGGCAGCCUACACCGCCUUGGCGAUCACCAAACUGCUGGAAAGAGGCUGUGGGCCUGCCUCUGUUUCUGCAGAGAUGAAUGAGCUGGCUUCCAGCAUCCGGCGGCAGUUGCCGCGCCCCGGAGCAAAGCCUGCGCCGCCCAGGGCUCCCGAAGUUCCAAAGGCCUCACAGCCGCGAGCAUCUCCAUUGCCAGUGGACGACCGCGCUGUUCCAGCAGAUCGUGAUGAUCACGACGAUCUUCCCCCCUGGGAGCUUCCAAAGGCCGCGCCGCCCCGGCCUCCACCGGAGGCCCCUUUGGCGAAGAAGAAGGCCAACAAGAUCCCACAGAUACUUGAGGAAGGGGAAGCUGCACUCGAGGAGGACGAGGAUGGCGAGGAAGUGAUUUUGUCGCAGCCGCUUGUCACCGAGCCUCCUGGCUCUGCAGAGGCCCAGGAGGAAGAGCAGCCGGAGCCGCAUGUUGUCAACGGCCUGAAGCAGCAGACGUGGCGGCAAGAUGAUGCACAGACGAUACGGACCACCGGAACUGAUGACAUUCCGCUGGGGACGGACACAGAUCCAUCCAAUUACAAAAACCUGUGGAUGGCCCAGCGAGCAACAAGUGACUAUGCAAAGCUGGCUUUUUCGCACGACUUGGACUGGCGCGUGCUUGACGCUGAAAACAUCGGCUUCACGUACAGCCAGCGGGUGCUCGGCAAGAAGGGCUUUGACCUCGCCGGUGUGAAACUUGCGGUGGACUACUACAGGAGACAAGGCACGAAGCUGUUGGUCAUCGGGCAGCGUGAGAGUCUGGCUGUUCUGAAAGAUGCUGAUGCCGGCAUCGAGGUGAUUGUCGCAGAUAAAAUCGACGAUGCCAUCGUCCUCAAGAAAGGGCACGAAAAAAUGUGCCCUAUUGUUUCGCGGGACGAGUUCCGCAGGGAGCAGGAGGAUCAGCGUCUGGAUGCCGAAGUAAGACAUUGGCACAAAGAGCGGGGCAGCAAGCUGCAGGAGAAAUACACCUUCGACGAACGCGGGAGCUUCUGCCCGAGCUUCAAGUUGGAACGGCCGAUCCUGAUGCAAGAGUGGGACAGGGAGGUGCAGGAGAAGGGUGGCUAUGCCGUGUAG
Messenger RNA from Symbiodinium sp. CCMP2456, 1563 nucleotides. The record is from the annotation of a GenBank genome assembly. Lineage: Eukaryota; Dinophyceae; Suessiales; Symbiodiniaceae.